Messenger RNA from Hevea brasiliensis (rubber tree), 2166 nucleotides. RefSeq names its product probable pectinesterase/pectinesterase inhibitor 51. Gene Ontology annotation, molecular function: pectinesterase activity; pectinesterase inhibitor activity. NCBI's taxonomy places the organism in Eukaryota, Viridiplantae, Streptophyta, Magnoliopsida, Malpighiales, Euphorbiaceae. The transcript is spliced from 2 exons. The record is from RefSeq and is a predicted model, not a curated record. The coding region runs from base 310 to 2025 and encodes 571 amino acids. Gene Ontology annotation, biological process: cell wall modification.
AGAAAAUGAGACUCCUUUAGAUCCAAAAACAACCUGCUAUGGACAAAUCUGCUUUCUCCCUCUCUCUAUUCCUGUAAACCCGUGAAAGAAAACAAGCCAUUUAUCCUUUUUCGUCUCCCACUGCCAGAAACGCCAAAGCCAAAGUGCUCACAAAUAGGCCCGUGACGGCUCUCGUGAAAUUUCCUUUAAUAUAGAUAUAUUUACAUUCCAAUCAAAAUCAAACGCUGGAUCACCUCCCAUUGAAUUCCAAUACGUCAUCGCUAAUCACAAUCCAUCCAUUCAUCACGGCUACAAAUACCCACUACAACAAUGACACAACAUGCCCAUCACAAAAUACCCACAAGAUUCCCAUUCACCAACUCUGGUUUUCUUCCCAUUUCCAUGGCUUCUCUGCUCGCCCUCUCUGUUCUCACUCUCUUUCUUCUCCUCUCUUCCUCCUCUGCCAUCCCCAAUAACCACCGUCAUAAAUCAAAACCACCCUCACCGUCGUCUAUUUCUGCCCCACCUGAGAUUCUCCAGGCUUGUGAAGCCACCAGAUUCCCAGAUAUCUGCGCAUCAUCUUUUGCCGAUUCCAAACAUGUCCCUCCGAACCCAACUCCUUUCCAAAUCAUCCAGUCGGCGAUUUCUUUCUCCGCUACUAAUCUCCAAACUGCCCAAUCAAUGGUCAAGUCCAUUCUAGCCAACUCCGCCGGCAAUGUAAACCGCACGACCGCAGCUAAAAACUGCAUAGAACAACUCGGUAAUUCCGAGUAUCGUAUCUCAUCAACGUUCGAUGCUUUGCCACGUGGGAGGAAUAAGGAUGCGAGAGCUUGGAUGGGCGCGUCUCUGGUUUAUCAGUACGAUUGCUGGAACAAUUUCAAGUACGCAAACGACACGUCGCAGACCAACGAAACGAUGGCGUUUUUGAAUACACUGCAAAUGAUAACCAGCAAUGCUUUGAGCAUGCUUAUGGCUUACGACGUAUACGGGAACCAGACCACGUCGUGGACACCACCGAAGACGGAGGGGGACGGGUUUUGGGAGGGUUCCGGGUCGGGCGGUAAUCUGGGUUUACGCGGUGGGUUCCCGUCAAAGCUAACGGCGGACGUCACAGUUUGUAAAGAUGGAAGUGGCGGGUGUUAUAAAACGGUGCAGGAGGCUGUAGAUGCGGCGCCGGAUAACCAGGUGAGCAAAAAGUUUGUGGUGCAUAUAAAAGCAGGGGUUUAUAACGAAAUCGUUAGGAUUCCGUUGGAGAAGAAGAACGUUGUGUUUUUGGGAGAUGGGAUGGGCAAAACGGUCAUUACGGGAUCUUUGACUGUAGGUCAACCUGGUAUUUCCACUUACAACACGGCCACUGUUGCGGUUCUUGGCGAUGGAUUCAUGGCUAGUGGUAUCACGUUCCAGAAUGCAGCAGGACCUCCUACCCACCAAGCAGUGGCGUUUAGAUCAGACAGCGACCUAUCAUAUAUUGAGAACUGUGAAUUCCUAGGCAAUCAGGAUACUUUGUAUGCUCAUUCUCUUCGGCAAUUCUACAAAUCAUGUCGCAUUCAGGGCAAUGUGGAUUUCAUUUUUGGAAACUCAGCUGCAGUUUUUCAAGAUUGCCAAAUCUUAGUGAGUCCCAGGCAAGUAAAGCCCGAAAAAGGAGAAAAUAAUGCGGUCACAGCACACGGCAGGAUAGACCCUGCCCAACCAACUGGUUUUGUGUUUCAAAAUUGCUCCAUUAAUGGCACUCCAGAAUAUAUGGCAUUGUACAAUAGCAAACCUAAAGUUCACAAGAAUUACUUGGGGAGGCCUUGGAAGGAAUACUCGAGAGUUGUUUACAUAAAUUGUAACUUUGAAGCUCUUAUAACAGCACAAGGGUGGCUGCCUUGGAGUGGUGAUUUCGCACUGAAAACACUAUACUAUGGAGAAUAUAAGAAUUCUGGACCAGGAUCUAAUUUGUCUCAGAGAGUAACCUGGAGUAGUCAGAUUCCGGCAGAGCAUGUAAACGCUUAUUCAGUACAGAAUUUCAUUCAAGGAGAUGAGUGGAUGCUAACAUCUUCUUGAUUAUUGAAAAUUCGAUAUAAUAAUAUUAGUAGUAAUCUUGUAUAUUAACAUUAAUUGUAGCACUGUUAUAUGCCGCAUUACAAUUCUUGUUGCUUACAAAAUCAUCUAAUUUGAUAUUGAAUGUGAGGAUUGUUUACUGAA